AGCAGGAAGUGGAGGCAGAAUUGACCAGAAGUACGUGUUUGACACGAAAACAUAGCAUUAGCUGCAUUACUUUGAAGCUAAUUUUAAGAAAAACUGUAAUGUUUUCUAUGAUUGUGCCCCUUUGAGUCAAGCUGUAUCUCUGAAAGGGAAACUUAGAUGGGCAGAAGCGAACAGGCAACGGAGACGAACUGGAAUCAGCAUCGGAAGUGUUAAAGAACCGGUACAGAUAAUGAAGAGGAACGUUUAGAGAUGGAGCUGAAUACAGAAGAAGCUCCUGAGGAAUGGAGUCCUGGUGUGGACCAGCAGGACCCAGAGAGCCUCCAUGUAAAGGUAGAAGAGGAGCUGUGGAGCAGUCAGGAGGAAGAUCAGCACAAUGGGAGGAUGGAGACUGAUGCUAACAGGUUUUCAUUCACUGCAGUUACCGUAAAGAGUGAGGAUGAGGAGAAACCUGUUUUCUCACGUCUUCAUCAACAGGAAGUGGAAGAAGGAGAUGUUCCAACCAGCAGCUCAGCUGAUCAGAUAAAAGUAGAAUCUGACUGCAGAGAAGCAGAAACGAUCAGGAACCCGGACCUGAGUCCUCUUGAAGAUGAUUCCAACUCUUCAGAGACUGAAGUUAGUGAGGAUGAGGAUGUGAACAAUGGUGACUCUCAGCUGAAACAUUUAUCAGACUCUGGGUCAAAAACUGAAGACAGUGACAGUGAGUGUGAGGAGAGCAGGUCUCCUGAGUCGGGUGUAACCACUGUCAGCAAGUCCUUUAGCUGCUCCGAGUCUGGUAGACUGUUUAUUAACAACCAGGUCCUGCAGAGACGCACGGCGAGUCGUUCAGAAACAGGGUCCUCUAGUUUAGUGGAUAAUAAAAGUUUAAAUGUUAGUGAAAAUGUAGACGCAGACAGGGAAGUCCAGACAAGACAAAAGUUGUUUAGUUGUGACGACUGUGGUAAAAGUUUUAACCAUAAAAAAAAUCUAGAUCGGCACAUGAGGAUCCACACAGGAGAGAAACCGUUUCUGUGUCGUGUUUGUGAACAGAGGUUUAGCCAGAAAACAACGUUAGACGCACACAUGACCAUCCACACAGGACGGAAGCCAUUCAUGUGUGGUGUGUGUGAGCAAAUGUUCAACCGAAAGACAACGUUAGACAGACAUGUUAAAGUCCACUCAGGCCAGCGGCUGUUUGGUUGUGAUCUUUGCGGACAAAAGUUUAGCCAUAAGGCAACUUUAGUGACACACAUGAGAAUCCACACAGGGAAGAAACCGUUUCGUUGUGACGUUUGUGAAGAAAGGUUUAGCCACAGGACAACGUUAAUCACACACACGAGGAUCCAUACAGGACAGAAGCCGUUUGAUUGUGACGUUUGUGGAGAGAAAUUUAGCCACAAGACAACUUUAGUCAGCCACAUGAGGAUUCACACGGGCCAGAAGCCGUUCGUCUGUGACAUUUGUCAGCAAACCUUUAGACACAAGUCGAAUUUCGACACCCACAUGAGAAUUCACACAGGGGAGAAACCGUAUGUGUGUGAUUUUUGCACACUAACGUUCAGACAAAAGACGACUUUCGACAGACACAUUAGAGUCCACACAGGGCAGAAACCCUUUGAUUGUGAUGUUUGUGGACGAAGUUUUAGCCUAAAGGCACAUUUAAUCACCCACACCAGAAUCCACACCGGGGAAAAACCGUUUGUGUGUGACGCUUGUGGACAAGGAUUCAGCCAAAAGGCGAAUUUGACCAGACACACGAAAAUCCACACGCGAGAGAAAAGUGUACUAGAGUUUGUGCCGACUUCUGACGACUCACAGGAGAUCCGGGCAGAUCUGUGAAGCUCUGGUUUUCCUUCUCAAAAGCGUUUCUGCAGUAGCGCUCAGAUGUCUGCGUUCAUCUAGCGGGAGGUCUUCAAUCACAAUCCUAAGAAACAAGGUCGAAAAGGUCUCUAGUCUGACGAGGAGGUAACGAAGCCAGGUCACUCCCGCUCCUCAGUCCUGUGAAAGCAGGAGGGACGGACGUUACUCACAGCUUCUCCUUUAAUGGGACAUUUUAUACAAAAUGAGCCUUUUGCACCCUCCUGUACUGCGAUGUGCGAUGUAUACGUUUUAUUUGUUAUCGGUUGUGUUGUAGGAGGACCUGCUCGAAAACGAGAUGUUACAUCUCAAGCAGAUUAUCCUCCUGAAAAACAUAAGUUAAAUAAAUAAAUAAUUUAGUAAUGUCCCCUUUUUUGUUAAAUAAAGACACAGCAGGUCCUGUUCUGUGGUUUUAUACUUUUAAGGUAAAUGACUUGUGUUUGUAGAAUGCCUUCUAGGGUUCUAGAACCCCCCAAGGCGCUUUGCAACACAACAGGAACUCACACAUUCACACCCUGGUGGGGAUGAGCUACGGUGUAGCCACAGCUGCUCUGAGGCGCGCUGACAGAGGCGAGGCUGCCGAGCUCUGGCGCCACCGGUCCCUCCCACCACCACCAGCAGCUAUGGUGGGUUACGUGUCUUGCCCAAGGACACAAUGGCAGCAUUCUCUGCCAGAAGCUGGGAUUGAACCUACAACCCUCCGAUUACAACCCGUUCCACCUUCUGAGCUGCUGCUAGAUUUGAGUCAUUGUAGAAGCUGGUAAAGACCAGGGGCUCAUUUAAAGAAACUGUUCUGUAUUCCUUCCUACGAAUGACAUUUAGAAAGUCAACGAACGGUCAAAAACCAGAUCUGUGAGACGUGCGGUGGUCCUCCACACUCGUCUGAUGAUAAAUCCCACCUGUGUGUGCCCAGGUGCUCGUGUCCGUUCUCCCUCAUUUACAUACAGAAACGCCCUCAAUUACCCAUAUUUGGUCACGCUACGUCCUCAGCACGGGGGGAUUUCCUUCAUAAACCUGGCACUUCUCAAACGAUUACAGCUGAUAGCUCGACUUCUGUCCAUUGCCUGUGAAGCUGAUGGCUCUGGAGGUCCGCUGUGGGUCACCCGUUGCAGCAUCAGGAAGAAAUCCAAACCAGCUCCAUUUUUCUGCAGGAGCACUUUUCGCCUCCUCAUUCCUAUUAUUUUGUAUUUCUUCUUGAACCAAUCAGCAUGCAUCUGACCCCAGAGCAGAGCUUCCUUCCAAACUUGACUUGGAGGAUUUACUCGGUUUUAUUUACUGACUUCUGAGUUUGGGAGACGUCCAUGAAACGACCGUUUGUGGAGAGAAGGUGACGGAGCAGUUUUACCACAAGUUCACCGCAGUAACGGUAACCAAUGUUUUUUAAAUGAGUUUUUUUUUGUUGGGAAAGGAUUAGUGAAGGUUUGUGUAAUUAGUGUAACUGCUGUGUUUUGUUUAGAACAUGAUAAAUGUUUAAUCACCUUGCUGAGUCCAUCUAAAGCAGCAGAAACGUGUUGGUAAGAGUUUCCUGGUGCAACUGUGUGAAAAAGAAACAGAUCUCUGACAACAAA
This is a messenger RNA of Nothobranchius furzeri (turquoise killifish), 3401 nucleotides long. The record is from RefSeq and is a predicted model, not a curated record. NCBI's taxonomy places the organism in Eukaryota, Metazoa, Chordata, Actinopteri, Cyprinodontiformes, Nothobranchiidae.